AUGUUAAUACCAGUAUUAAUAGUAUCUAGUUUAGUACACAUAUAUUCAAUAAGUUAUAUGAGUCAUGAUCCACACAAUCAAAGAUUUUUUAGUUACUUAAGUUUAUUCACUUUUAUGAUGAUUAUAUUAGUAACAGGAAAUAAUUAUUUAGUUAUGUUUGUAGCCGCAAAUCAAAGUUCUUUAUCUGCUUUAUUAACUAAUAGAGUUGGUGAUUGUUUAUUAACUGUAGUAUUUGCAUUAGCUCCUUAUUAUAAUGAAACUAUUAUUACAAUUAUAGGUAUAUGUUUAUUAAUAGGUGCUACAGCUAAAAGUUCUCAAGUUGGUUUACAUAUUUGA
Molecule: messenger RNA, 336 nt
Organism: Penicillium olsonii
Lineage: Eukaryota; Fungi; Ascomycota; Eurotiomycetes; Eurotiales; Aspergillaceae
Source: the annotation of a GenBank genome assembly